Kwoniella shivajii is the source of this 1488-nucleotide messenger RNA. RefSeq lists its product as uncharacterized. The coding region runs from base 1 to 1488 and encodes 495 amino acids. Lineage: Eukaryota; Fungi; Basidiomycota; Tremellomycetes; Tremellales; Cryptococcaceae. The transcript has 9 exons. Gene Ontology annotation, cellular component: cytoplasm. The record is from RefSeq and is a predicted model, not a curated record. Gene Ontology annotation, molecular function: oxidoreductase activity.
AUGUCAAAUUGGCCUCAGCCGUUCGUGUCUACUGUCUCUCAUUGGCAGGCUACUAAUCGAGGUCGGAAGUCUUUGUAUAAUCACAACAAGGAAGCUGAGCUCCCCACCGAAGUCAUCGACUAUGUGAUCGUCGGUGCAGGUAUGGCCGGUUCGACGAUGGCGUAUCAUCUCACGCGACCUGGUAUAGCUGAUGGAAAAAGCGUUAUCGUCCUUGAAGCAAAAGAUCUAGCCUCCGGCGCGACCGGUAGGAACGGUGGUCACUGUGCCCCUUACUCCUUCGGAUCACUUACGCUCUUGACCGACCCUUUGAACGAAGGCGGCGCAGGUCUUACCAUAGAGGAAGCCAUUGAGGUGAUUGACUUUGAGAAGCGAGUAUUGGCAUACGUUACCGAGACUGUUGAGGGGGAAGGAUGGGACGUGGACUUUUGGAAGGGAGAAAAGGUGGAAGUCCGGAUUUCAGAAGUGGCCAAGAAACAAAUGGCAAAUGAUUACGCCAAAUGGAUCGCUGCCAGGGAAAACAACCCUAGGUUGAAAGGGACGGAGCCUGAAUGGUUCUGGUCAGAAGAUGCGGAUGAAGCGAAGAAGGCUACUCGAAUCCACAAUGCCAUCGCUUAUUCAAAAGGUCCAGCCGGAUCAGUACACCCUCACAAACUCGCGACUGCAUACAUGAAGGCUGCUAUCGCUACAGGUCAAGCAGACUUAUACUCUUAUUCUCCCGUUACGUCAGCCACCAAAUCCGAUGGUCUCUGGCAGCUUGCGGUCCAUGGCAAGGGAGAUAUCAAAGCUAGAAACGUCAUAUUCUGCACAAACGCCCAUACACCUCAUCUGUUUGAGGGUAGCCCUAUCGCUGAAUACCUUGUCCCCUUUCAGGCUCAAGCAGCGAAUGUGACCCCGCCACUUUCUUUCUCUGGAUCCAAGUAUCUCAACAACUCGUAUUCGAUCGAAGACGGACCUUAUCUCAUCUUUACUCCUGAUUCAGGAAUAGUCUUGGGCUUACAUCAUCGGACCGCUCAUGACUUAGGAGUCAUGACUAAGCAGGAAUUGUAUGUUGAUGACGACGCAUACGUUGCAGAAGGUAUCAGCAAGUGGUUGAAGGACUACUGCAAAAACAACUUUGCCGAAUGGGGCCCUGAAGCCCCAGGUGAGGGAGCAAUGAGGAUCUGGGCUGGUAUGCUUUGCGCAACCAAGGAUACCCUUCCUCUUGUUGGCGAAGUGCCUGGUAAGGACGGUAUGUGGAUGGCUGCUGGAUUCCACGGUCAUGGAAUGGCACGUAUAGCCUUAGUCACCAAGUACCUGGCCAAACUAAUCACGACCAAUGAGUGGGACGAAGGUCUCCCUCAGACGUUCAAGCUUUCCGCAGAGCGAUUCGAACGGGGUAAAGUUGCGCCUCCUUUCAUCACUGAAGAAGAGAGACACGGUGGACUCGCCAACAAGUUCAUGAGCGUUGUUGGGUUGAACACCAGCACUGUCAAGUCCGUGGUCCGAUAG